Perognathus longimembris pacificus (Pacific pocket mouse) is the source of this 2400-nucleotide messenger RNA. It is a transcript of the gene Iqub, whose product is annotated as IQ motif and ubiquitin domain containing. Gene Ontology annotation, cellular component: acrosomal vesicle; motile cilium. The transcript has 12 exons. Gene Ontology annotation, biological process: cilium assembly. NCBI's taxonomy places the organism in Eukaryota, Metazoa, Chordata, Mammalia, Rodentia, Heteromyidae. Gene Ontology annotation, molecular function: protein binding. The record is from RefSeq and is a predicted model, not a curated record. Bases 1 to 2340 code for a protein of 779 amino acids.
AUGUCUGACCAAGAGGCUGAGUCAAUGGCGGAAAGCGAUGAAGCUGCAGCUCUUUCAGAACAACUCCAGGAGUCAUAUCUAAUGGAAGAGCAAGAAUUUGAAUGUGAAGAAUUCACUGAUGGGGAUGAAGCACUUGCUCCUAGUGAAUACACAAUUCCAAUUUCAGAAUCAUACUAUAAUCCUGCACCAGAGGAGAGGAAGUCCUCAAUUAAAUCCUUAGUUACCCUUGAACAGCAAAAAAUGCGAUAUGAGAUGGAGUCAGAUCAAGAAUUUCUAAGUGAUGACAAUCUUACCUUUCUGAAUAGAAUAAAGGCUGUCAAGGAAUCUCUGCAUGUAGCUGCAAAGGAGUCUGCAGUAACAGUGAAAGUUAUACUUAUUCCUGUUGGCCAGGAAAUUACAAUGUCUUUUAAAGUUGACUGCAUGAUUAAACACCUCAAGGAUCAUUUUUCACAGUUAUUAGGUAUCCCAGCCUAUGCACUGCAGGUGAGGUAUGCAGGAAAAAUUCUUAAAGACAAGGAUUGCUUCAUACAGCAAGGAGUUAAGCCAACAGAAACUGUACAAGUAGAAAUAAUGUCUACAUGUACAGAUAUACAUCCAAUGAGAAGAAUAGAAGGAUUGCAGGAGUUUUCUAAAAUCAUGACAGUCAGUGUACAAACUGGCACUAAUCAGUUCAAGGACAUCACAGUGGAGUUUAUAAAAUCUGACUUCCACAAGCCAUUUCUUGGUGGCUUUAGACAUAAGAUAACAGGAACAGAAUACCACAAUGCUGGAACGCAAACUGUGCCUAGAAAGGUUUUCCAUAAACCCAAUCGGUUUUGUAGAGACACACAGACAGUUAUUGAGAAGCAGAGAUAUCAACAGACUGCAAAUACAACAUCUACACAAAUGACUAAGAUUGGUGUGUAUGUAGCAAAUAUGGAAGAUAAACUGAUUGAGCCAGUGGCAUAUUUUACAGCAGCAGAAUACCAUGCUCGAAGGUUAAAGGCGGUGAUAGUAAUCCAGACUUAUUAUAGGCGAUGGCAUGCUAAAGUCUACGUAGAGGAUUUAAAAAGACAGAAACAGGUGAGACUGGAUUGGGAAGUAGAGGACCAGUUAAGGAAGGAGAGAGAGAGAGAAGAUAGGUUACGAGCAGACUACCAGCGGAGGCACAAUCCUAAAACAAAUGAGGAUUUUGAGCUGCUUUUUAACGCACUGGAACUCUGGCGGCAAGAAGAACUCGCACGCAUUGACCAAUAUUUCACUGGAGCUGAAAGGAAAGCUUAUUUGUGUGAACUUUUGGAAAAAGAGACCCAGCUAAUUGCUUCCAUUGGGAGACAUAGAGACAUGGCUCAUACAGAGAGAAAGGAAGCAGCAGUACAAGCUUUUCUCAAUAAGUGUUCAGCUCCAAGAGUAUGGAGAAGAGCUGAUGGUAAAGUAAUUGAGAUGGAUACACAGUUCACUCUCAGAGCCAGAGAGCUACAAAACAUUUAUAAAUGUAUUAUAAUGAAAAAUGUCUCUCAUGAUGAGAGGUUGGAUGUACUGUUGACGCUUAAACACACGGUGAAGGAACAUGAAUGCAAACUGACUCAGGAAAUCCUAGAAUUGAUUGACAGAGAAGUUGACCUUAUGAUGAGAGGAGUUAAAUCUCAAAACCUUGAAGGACUCAGAAAAAGAACUGCAACACUCUUUUUUCAUUAUAUUAAAACACCUCUGUUUAAUCCUGAAGUUGCAAGAUACCUUAAGGUUCCUCAAGAUCCACUCAAGUUUUACAAUAAGAUUUACUUUUGCUACAGUUGCCAGUUAUAUUUGCCUUCUACCGAAUUUUCCAUAUCCUGCACCUCACAACGCAUCUACCGCUGUCGUCAGUGUGUCAGCCUUGAGAAUGAGACUCAAAAACGGGAAUCAUUUUUGAAGUACAAGUGUAUACUUGAAAGGCUCUACGAAUCAGAAGCCAAUUAUGAAGAUGACUCUCAAAUUGCUUUCCUGAUGCAGCUCAAUGACAUCCGGUACCUGAUAGAGAACAUCUGGGCAUCCCAGUCGGUCCUCAGUGCCUGUAAGGACAUCGAUGAGUUGGUCAUGGUCAGAUGGGAUAAGUCCAUGGAAUGGGCCCCCUGGAACUGCAUUCUUCUUACCAAGGAGGAAGGUGAAGCUCAUCUCAAGGUACAGAACAUCGAACAGGAUUAUGAACAUUAUUUUCUCCACAAGAUCCAACACAAACAUAUCCUGGCUAAGAACUACUUUUCCCAGAUUCCACUGCUUGCUUCAUAUAUACUUAAUCACAGUGAAUUAGAAGAUGUCAGAAAUAAAUACCAGGUGGAUACAACACCCAAAACGAUUGAAGCCAAGGGGACUUACAGUUAGAAGGUCCAGAAAUACUUGCUUGAUGAUAAAUGUUUUUCCACUACUGUCAAAGUAAUACAG